GCAGAUUUCUGGUCUGUCAAAUUCUAUCCAUACACCGAGCCUGGGGUCGACCCUGUCUUUGCCGUUGUAGGAGGCAAACGUAUACUGGUGUGCCGCCCUCCAACAGGAAAAGAAACAUCUUCGAAGGUUGAGAUCAUACGAUUGAUCAUCGACGAAGAGGUGAAUUCUGGCGGCUCAAACCAUUUUGCAUGUGCAUGGAGUAAGGACCGGGAGACUGGUGAUCCUUUGCUGUGUGUUGCUGGUUCUACUGCCAAGAUCAAGGUUAUCAAUGUUAUAACUGGCGAAUGCUUAAGAGUUCUAGCAGGACAUGGAGGAGAAAUCAAUGAUCUCGCUGUCUCACCUACCGAUCCUUACAUCUUAGCAACAGGAUCAGAUGAUUGUACCGUGAGAAUAUGGAGUUUAGAUCCAGCUCAUGAAGCCCAGCCAUGUUGUGCCAUCUUGGAGGGAGAAGGUCACAAAGAAACAAUAUUGAGCGUAUCUUUCCACAAAAGUGGUAGAUACCUCCUCUCAGGCGGUGUUGAUCACAUCAUUAAUAUGUGGACACUCCCAGAACUUCCAGACAUAAACACCGGUACCAAUCGAACAACACGAAUCUUCUACCCUCACUUCUCCACCUCAGAAAUCCACACGAACAUCAUCGACUGCGUAGCCUGGCACAACGACCUCAUCCUCUCCAAAGCCGCACGCGACCACUCCAUCGUCCUCUGGUCCAUCGCCAACUUCGACUCGACCCUCCCACCACCCCUCCCAUCCGCAGCACCCAUCCACGACCCCUCAAAAGACACCCGCUCAGCAUUCCACUCCAGCACCACCCCAACCGCGCUCUACACCCGGCAUCUGCAGUUCUCCAUCCCGGACUCCGACAUCAUCUUCAUGCGCUUCUCGCUCUUC
This is a messenger RNA of Mollisia scopiformis, 891 nucleotides long. RefSeq names its product WD40 repeat-like protein. Gene Ontology annotation, cellular component: ESC/E(Z) complex. Gene Ontology annotation, molecular function: protein binding; nucleosome binding. The annotation marks the transcript as partial. Lineage: Eukaryota; Fungi; Ascomycota; Leotiomycetes; Helotiales; Mollisiaceae. The transcript has 7 exons. The record is from RefSeq and is a predicted model, not a curated record. Gene Ontology annotation, biological process: negative regulation of transcription by RNA polymerase II.